AUGGGAUGCAUCACCUCUGGCAUCCAAGAGUUCCUUAGCGACCUCUUGGAUACCAGGCUCCUGAUCAUCAAGGUCACCUACUUCAUGCUGCUGGCAGGAAUUGUGAUCGUGUGGCCACAGCUGACGCUGCACCAGGAGGAGCUGGGGCUCACUACCUACCACACCGGGAUCUGCAGCUCCGUCAUGUCCUUUCUCAUUAUAUUAGUACCGCUUCUUGCUGGCUUAGCUGGGGACAAGCUCGGCAACUAUAAGUUGCUGAUGAGCACAGCGACAAUGGUGACAGGCAUAGGAGCACUCCUUUUCACUUUUGUGCCCAGUGCCAGAAGGUCAAAGGUCACUGGCCUGAAUGGGACGACUAGUGGCAGCCAAUUCGGUAUUGAGAUUUCCAGCAACUUCAAUAAUGGAACGAUGACAGCAUUUGAGGUUGACUCGGAAAAAUUGGUUGAGACAUUUUGGUACUACCUGGCUGUGAGGACCCUCUUUGGGAUGUUCCAGUCUGUGGGAUAUACACUGUUCGAAGCAUCAGUGAUGACACAAGUGCAGGAGCGAGGCAUCAACUAUGGCUUCCAGAGGGCAUGGGGCACUCUGGCUGUCAUAGUAUUCUCCCUCAUCAGUGGCUACAUCAUUGACAAAACAGGCGGCUUCAAAAUGAUCUUCUGGGUGUCAGCAGUUCUACACAUUGUGUCAGCCGCCUUAAUGCUGUUACUGACGAACUUCAAGGUCCCGACUCAGUCUUUAACAAAGGAAAUCUUCAAGUACCUGUGCAAUGCUGAGGUCAUCUUACUCUUCACUGCUCUGCUGGUUGCAGGUGUGUUCAUCGGGUACCUGGAGACGUUCAUGUAUCGCUAUUUGUUUAGCUUGGGUGCUAGCAACAUUCUCAUUGGCCUCACCGUGACGGUUGGGGCACCCUUUGAGCUCAUUAUCACCCUAGUCACUUCUUACUUCGUGAGGCUCAUGGGUCAUGCUCCUCUGAUAAUGGCAGGCUUAUCUGCUUAUGCUGUUAGGCUGGUUGGAAUGAGUGUACUGAUUGACCCAUGGUGGGUGCUCCCAUUGGAAAUGCUGGAGUCUGUGGCCAAUGGGUUGCUCUUCACUGCUGCCAUUAUGUACUGCACCGUCCUCUUCCCCAUGGAUACCAUCACAACAUUCCGAGGCAUCUUUGCUGUUGUCUACUUUGGUGUUGGAAAACUGUUAGGUACAGCGGUUGGAUCUGAGAUGCGGGAAGCUCUGGGAGACAGGGCAACCUUCAGGUUGUUGGCCGGUACAGCCCUGACAUUUACCCUCAUCUAUUGCUUUGCCUUCUGCACCCUCAGAAGACACACCAACAAGACCUUCGCCCUGAAGCCCUCUCUACCCACAAAAACCCUUUCAUGUAAGACCCCUCUCACUAAAGUAGAGCAACACACCACUAAACAUGGGGUUGAUAAUACUGUGUGCAGGGUGGAUGAUUUGGGUGGGCCUGAUGAUUUCUUCCUCUAUAAACACCUCAUUGAUUCAGUGGAUACCUCUGUAAAUUUGAACCCCAGCCAUACUGGUACACGUGUCAUUGUUGCUCCUUCUCAGGAUGCCGCUGCAUGCUUAGUCGCAUUGUCCAGCAUUGGGGAGACCCCUGUUAAGAUCUCCAUAAAUGCCGAGUUAAAUGCCAGUAUUGGCACUGUACUCCUCCCGCACCAUGUUGCGACUGGUGUUAGGGACCUGAAAGACUGUCACGAUGAUAUUAAACAUAUCCUUGAAACCCAAGGCCAUUCUGUUAUCAUGGUUGAUACGUUCACUCGACCCUUUCAUGGUCGUCAUAAGCUUCUUUGA
Procambarus clarkii (red swamp crayfish) is the source of this 1803-nucleotide messenger RNA. NCBI's taxonomy places the organism in Eukaryota, Metazoa, Arthropoda, Malacostraca, Decapoda, Cambaridae. The record is from RefSeq and is a predicted model, not a curated record.